AUGUUGCAGCCAAUAAUGCAUAUUUUGAAGCAAAAAAAUAUCAUAUUAGCGAGCGGUUCUCCUAGACGAAAAGAACUUGUCGAAAAUAUUGGUCUCAAAGUUGGCUUGCGCCCAUCAUUAUUCGAAGAGAACCUUGAUCCAAAUGCAUUUAAAAGUUUUGGGGAAUUUGUUGAAGAAACAGCAUUACAGAAAGUUUUAGAAGUUGAGACCAGAUUAACAGCGGAGGGACACAAACCAGAUGUGGUUAUAGGGGCUGAUACUAUGGUCACUUUGGGGACAGAGAUGUUUGGUAAACCUACUUCAGAGACUGAAGCAUUCGAGAUGUUAUCUCGUCUAUCAGGCAGAGGCCAUACUGUGUAUACAGGAGUUGUUAUUAAAGCCUCAGAUAAUAUUGUGAAGUUCACUGAGAAAACUGAUGUUUUCUUUGGCAAACUGGAUGAGCAGCAAAUCAGAGGUUAUAUAGCUACUGGAGAACCUAUGGAUAAGGCAGGGGGCUAUGGCAUCCAAGGAGUUGGAGGCACAUUUGUGGAGCGAGUGGAAGGUGAUUACUUCACUGUGGUCGGUCUACCACUGUACAGGCUCUGCUCAGUACUCUAUGACAUGUUUAAACAUCAACUUUGA
Molecule: messenger RNA, 621 nt
Organism: Spodoptera littoralis (African cotton leafworm)
Lineage: Eukaryota; Metazoa; Arthropoda; Insecta; Lepidoptera; Noctuidae
Source: the annotation of a GenBank genome assembly